Molecule: messenger RNA, 1011 nt
Organism: Anastrepha ludens (Mexican fruit fly)
Lineage: Eukaryota; Metazoa; Arthropoda; Insecta; Diptera; Tephritidae
Product: putative nuclease HARBI1
Exons: 4
Coding region: 1-1011 (336 amino acids)
Source: RefSeq, a predicted model, not a curated record
AUGCGUAGACGGAUUCUGGCAAGUUUACGCAGCACGGAAGACCCAUUCCUUCUGGAAGAAGACGUUUUCAGAAGGUUUUUAAGAUUCCCGAAAUCCUUCUGCUGGGAACUUGUUCAAGAUCUCAAACCACUUGACAAGUUUAAGCGGAAGUCGAGAAUUCCAUUUGAGCUUUGGUUUGUUUCAGUACUAUAUUUUCUGGCAAAUGGCUCCUACCAAAGCGUUAUAGGAAACUGCCACUUCUCGGCAAUGAGUCAACCAAGCGUGUCGAGAUGUAUUGAGCAAGUUUGCAAAAUGGUAGUGGAACACAAACACUUUGAAAUUAGUUUUCCCCAUGAGGCGGAGCAUUACAACAGCAUAAAGAGGGGCUUUCAUAACAAAUUCGGAAUAAAAGGCGUCAUAGGUGCUAUUGACUGCACACAUAUUGCAAUACUUUCCCCGCAAUCUUUAAUUGCUGGAGUAGUACCUCAUGAGUAUAUGAAUCGCAAGGGAUACUACAGCAUUAAUGUUGAAGCCAUUUGCAUCGACGAAAUAAUUUUUCAAAACGUCAAUGCACGAUUCCCAGGAUCUUGUCAUGACGCCGGUAUAUGUACAACUUCGCCGGUGAGAAUCAAACUCAUCAGGGAACACAUUUUGGGAGCAUUUAAAUGGCUUUUAGGUGAUUCAGGUUAUCCUUUGGAGCCAUGGCUACUAACACCAAUAGCAACACCUUCUUCCGCUAGCGAAGAGAUUUUCAAUAAAACACAUAUAAAAGCAAGGAACACAAUUGAACGUGCCUUUGGAGUCCCGAAGUUACGAUUUCGGUGUCUAUCCAAAGAGCGCGUUCUUAGAUAUUCGCACAAAAAUGCGGCAGCUAUCAUCUAUACAUGUAUAAUAUUCCACAAUAUGCUGCAAAAACGUGGCAUAUUCAUGAGGCCAUGCCACCAGAAGACCCAUCGAAUGAUGAAAAUAGUGAACCAAUUAGGUCAACAGAAUAUUAUUCUGAAGGCAGAAGGGCGCGGCAAAAUUGCAUGA